GCUCAGCUCCGCUUCCUUCAAGCCGUGCCCUUUCUAUCGCUUUCUCUCCUUUCUCUUCUUCACCUUUCUUCUUCUUCCACUUGCUUCAAGAAAGAGAACUGUGGCAAUAAACUGCCAGCAGGCUGAAUAAUUGAGAGCGAGGAGCAGAAAUACUCCUGUUCAGCUUGAUCAUCGUCGCUGAGGAUCAACGCUGGUUGUCUCCAAAUGGCGAGCACUUACAGGCCUUCCUCCGGCUCUGGCUACCGGAAAGACAAAGGCCGCCGCAAGCCGCUGACGGCGCAGAAGCGAAAGGAGAUCAAGGAAGCGUUCGAUCUCUUCGACACCGAUGGCUCUGGGAGCAUCGAUCCAAGGGAGCUGAACGUUGCAAUGAGAGCCUUGGGUUUCGAGAUGACACCGGAGCAAAUCAACCAGAUGAUCGCGGAGGUGGACAAGGACGGUAGCGGCACGAUCGACUUGGACGAGUUCGAGCACAUGAUGACGGACAAGAUGGGCGAGCGGGACGCCCGGGACGAGCUCCACAAGGCCUUCCGCAUCAUCGACCAGGACGGCAAUGGGAAGAUCUCCGACGUCGACAUCCAGCGGCUGGCCAUCGAGACCGGCGAGCGCUUCACGCUGGACGAGGUCAGGGAGAUGAUAGAGGCCGCCGACGAGAACGGUGAUGGCGAGAUCGACCAGGAGGAGUUCAUGAAGAUGAUGAAGCGGACGAGCUUUGGGUCCAGGUUUUAGCCAAGCACCGAACCGAUGGGGGAAUAAUUGCACAAGGCAUAUAAGUAUAAUAACUGAUGUGUGAAUCAUAGAACGAAUAAUAGUUGGGUCGACUUCUUAGGUCGGCGACAUUACUAGUAGCAUGUACCACAACUACAGAAAACCUUUAUAUUGUUGGCUCUAAAACCACUUUUAUUGUCAGUUUUAGAGCCAGCAGCAGGUAACGAGUAGUGAUAGUUGUGAACUAUCA
Phragmites australis (common reed) is the source of this 955-nucleotide messenger RNA. RefSeq names its product probable calcium-binding protein CML8. Gene Ontology annotation, molecular function: calcium ion binding. The record is from RefSeq and is a predicted model, not a curated record. Lineage: Eukaryota; Viridiplantae; Streptophyta; Magnoliopsida; Poales; Poaceae. Gene Ontology annotation, cellular component: centrosome; centriole. The transcript is spliced from 7 exons. Gene Ontology annotation, biological process: centriole replication; mitotic cell cycle. Bases 205 to 726 code for a protein of 173 amino acids.